This is a messenger RNA of Setaria italica (foxtail millet), 1673 nucleotides long. RefSeq names its product GDSL esterase/lipase At5g37690. Lineage: Eukaryota; Viridiplantae; Streptophyta; Magnoliopsida; Poales; Poaceae. Gene Ontology annotation, molecular function: hydrolase activity, acting on ester bonds. The transcript is spliced from 6 exons. The coding region runs from base 81 to 1286 and encodes 401 amino acids. The record is from RefSeq and is a predicted model, not a curated record.
AUCAGCAACCAACAGCUGAACAGCACGAACACACACAGACACGGGCACACGAGCUAUCGACAUUCUUCAGAGAAGCAACAAUGGCAGCUCUUGCCGUUGUCUUUGUCUUCGCCAUUGCCGUUUUCGCACAUUGUUCAGCCGCCAUGGGCGCAGCGGCGGCGGUCGUCGAUCCAAACACUUCAGACACGAGAAACUUCACGGUACCUUCUGCUCCCUCGACGACGGCCAAGGGUCCGGUGACCUACGUGUUCGGCGACUCGAUGUCGGACGUGGGGAACAACAACUACUUCCCCAUGUCCCUCGCCAAGUCCAACUACCCCUGGUACGGCAUCGACUACCCCGGCCGCGAGGCCACCGGGAGGUUCACCAAUGGCAAAACCAUCGGAGACUACAUGGCUGACAAGUUCGGCGUGCCAUCCCCGCCGCCGUUCCUCUCGCUGUCGCUGGCCGGCAAGGACGUGCUCGGCGGCGUCAACUUCGCUUCCGGCGGCGCCGGCAUCCUGAACGAGACGGGCGUCUACUUCGUGCAGUACUUCUCCUUCGACGAGCAGAUAACGUGCUUCGAGACCGUCAAGAAGGCCAUGAUCGCCAAGAUCGGCAAGGAGGCCGCCGAGGCCGCGGUCAAUGCGGCGCUGUUCCAGAUUGGACUCGGGAGCAACGACUACAUCAACAACUUCCUGCAGCCGUUCAUGGCGGACGGCACCACGUACACGCACGACCAGUUCAUCCGCCUCCUCAUCACCACCCUCGAUCGGCAGCUCAAGCGGCUGUACGGGCUCGGCGCCCGGAAGGUCGUGUUCAACGGGCUGGCCCCGCUGGGCUGCAUCCCAUCGCAGCGCGUCCGCUCCACGGACGGCAAAUGCCUGGGCAAGGUGAACGCCUACGCCGCGCAGUUCAACGCCGCCGCCAGGAAGCUGCUCGACGGCUUGAACGCCAAGCUGCCCGGUGCGCAGAUGGCCCUCGCCGACUGCUACUCCGUCGUCAUGGAGCUCAUCGACCACCCCGAGAAGCACGGGUUCACGACGGCGCACACGUCGUGCUGCAACGUGGACACGGAGGUCGGGGGGCUGUGCCUGCCCAACACGAGGCCCUGCCGCGACCGCAGCGCCUUCGUGUUCUGGGACGCGUACCACACCUCCGACGCCGCCAACAAGGUGAUCGCCGACCGCCUCUGGGCCGACAUGAUGGUGAGCGCCGGGCACGGGGGCGCUGCUUCGGCUCCCCCUCGCGCCGGCGCGUCCAGCCCCGCCGCGGCGCCGGCGCCGUCCCCGUCUGAUGACUACUGAGGGCGCCAGCGCCCAGCGGAGCGUUUUGGCAAUUGGGAGUCGCAGAUGUUUUGAGUUCAUCACAUUGCGAGUUAUUUCUUUGGAAGAACCAUCGACUCUUUAUUCAUCACUUUAGAUUGAUGCAAGUUAUAGUAAUUCUGAAACAUAUGGAACCCUCAGGUGUGGGAAUUGAACAAAAAUGACAUGCGGGGUGCAGGCGAGUCUACGAUGAACACCCUUGCCUUGCAUAUGAGUUUUAUAAAUUUUCCAUUUUUUUAAAGGCUUCUCUUCUUCCGAAGGUAAACCAAAAUAUGACCUACAACUUUCAAGGGUUUUAGAGAUGACCACUUUCAAAGGUUUUAGACAUGACCGUUGUGUCAUCUAAUUUUCAGUGAUCAUGCUAUGGUC